UUGUCGUUCUAGACGUUUUUACGUCAACGUAACGGAUCUCUGACAAAAGCGUGAGCUCCCCGAAACAUGUAUUUGUUCCCCAGGGCUGACAUUCUGAAUAUGACUGGGGGAGGAAGUCUCCCUGCCGCCUGAAACAGCGUCCCCUUUCCCGCAGCGAGAGAACCGGAGCGGUGAUACACACUGAGGUAACUGGGCGCUUUAUUUAUUCAAGAGAAGAUGGCGGAGUUUUCGCCCGUCCUGUCGAUGCGGGAGGAAGGAGGACGUUUCGGCCAGCCCAUCUUCCCCCGGUCCAGGUCUGGUUCCGAGUCAGAGAGCGAACUGUCCCAGAGUCUGGCCCGGACCAAGAUCCGCUCGUACGGGAGCACAGCCAGCGUCACGGCCUCUCUUGGGGAGAAAUACAUAGAGCAUCGGGUUACUGACAGUGAUACCCUGCAAGGGAUCGCUCUGAGAUACGGUGUGACGAUGGAGCAAAUCAAGAGAGUCAACAAGCUGUUCAGCAAUGACUGCAUUUUUCUGAAGAACAGCCUCAACAUCCCUGUGCUGUCAGAGAAGCGCUACAUAUUUAACGGACUGUCUCUAGAGUCUCCUGAUGGGGACGGUGAAGCAGCGUGCCAGGGAGCAGACAAACCUUCAGUUGUGCAGGAUAUCGAGGGACCCUCGCCACCCCCUUCCCCGCCCCCUAAGAACUCCAAACCCUCCCAGCCAGAGGAGCUGUCAGCCAAAGACUUCUUACACAGACUGGACUUGCAAAUUAAACAAUCUAAGCAGGCAGCGUGGAAGCUGAAAGAAGAGGAAGUAAGGAGCAAUGAGGAGGACUACACGGCGCCUUCCUCGUCAUAUCAGGAGAUAUAAAGAACAAGUCUGUUUACUGCAGACACAGCCAUGCUCACAGACUACCAUACUCCAUCGCUUUGUUUUUUCUCUUAACCUGUUUGCUUUUUCCAUACCAUGUUGACGAAAAGUGUAAUGUUUGCCUUUUUAUUUAUUGAUAUUAUUAUGAUGUGUAUAUGAUUGUCAUUGUUUUGUACAGUUUUACUUGGAGACUUAACAGCACGGAGGAGCAUUGGAUAUUUAUAUCUGAGCCCACGUGCCCAUCCUCUCAUCAUUCACUUCUGAAGCUGCUGUACGUUUCCACUUGCUGCAUCACACACACACACACACACAGACAGACAGACAGACAGCGCGCGCCUGCUCUGUCUGUCUAAGCGAUUCCAGAGGGAUUAGCUUGUUAGACUUGCUAACCGCUUCUGAUGCUAAAUCCCCGACCUAGAAUAAUAUCAUUGGAAAGUAUAUUCAGGCCUUCCUCAUCAGUGUUUCCCCUGUUUGAGCACACCGCACACACGGACCCCCGCCUUUGGACGCAAUGUAUUUGCCUCAUAAAAGCUGUUUUUCUUCAGGAGAAAGAAGGGACUGCUCUAUUUUUGCAGUGUGAAUGAAUUAUUUAUGUGUGGAGAACUGUCUGUAACAGCUGUUUUAUUGUGCUUUUAAAUUAUUUCGGUUUUAUUUGGGAAUAAUAAAUAUGUAAUUAAA
Gymnodraco acuticeps is the source of this 1530-nucleotide messenger RNA. It is a transcript of the gene lysmd2, whose product is annotated as LysM, putative peptidoglycan-binding, domain containing 2. Bases 217 to 852 code for a protein of 211 amino acids. The record is from RefSeq and is a predicted model, not a curated record. NCBI's taxonomy places the organism in Eukaryota, Metazoa, Chordata, Actinopteri, Perciformes, Bathydraconidae. The transcript is spliced from 3 exons.